Molecule: messenger RNA, 3063 nt
Organism: Colletes gigas
Lineage: Eukaryota; Metazoa; Arthropoda; Insecta; Hymenoptera; Colletidae
Product: fibrous sheath-interacting protein 2
Exons: 5
Coding region: 1190-2227 (345 amino acids)
Source: RefSeq, a predicted model, not a curated record
ACGUUUUGUAGUCCGCCUCGUCUUGGUACGAUUCGAAUUCGUUCACGAUAAGUUUCAGCAACUUUUCGGCCGAGCCAGAACAUAACUCGAUACAUUCCGUGAAAGUACCUACGAUCGUAGGAAAUUUUAUAAUCGUGCCUUACAAGUCGUAAUCGAUCUUGGAAAAUUUGGUCCCAAUCGGUCCCGUUGUCCAUCGUGUGAACUUUUUACUCGUGGAAAUUUUCUACACCUCGCAUCGGUUCCUUGUCUCUUAUUUUUUUAUUUAUUUUUGCUCGUUCGAGUUAAUAGGGAUCGACGAAGUUUUACACCAGACUCUGGCCACAUCUUACCUCGGUAUUUUUCUAACAAAAUCUUGCCGGCGUCUCGCAAGGACUUAACUCUUUCGUCUAAUAAUGGAAUGCUAGUUUGAUUGUCGCUACGAAAGAUCCGUUCGGCGUCGUGUCUCGUUAUGUGAGAGUAAUAAUUAGGGUCGACGAUAGGCACUCCUUCCUGCUCGGUGAAAAUAAAAAAAAAAGAAAAAGACGAUUACGUAAACACGGAAUAUCGAAACAAAUGAAGUUAGACAUGUUUCCGUGAAAUCUUCAUGUGACAGCUGUAUAGAAAAUGUUAUUAAUCGUCGAAAUUUGUCAAGAAUCUCACCGAUCAAUAAAAUGAUAUCAACGUGCGACAAACAUACCACCGAUAUAAUCAGUCUGAAAAGGCCCACGUUAGUAUUCGUUGAUCGAAAGAUAGAUUAACCUCUUCAGGGACGAUUCUUUUCUUUUUUCUUUUUCUGGGUCUAUUUAUUAUUGACAGUAAAAAGAAACUAAACGUCCGCAUAUGUGGCCAAGGCACAGUGUGUCGCGUAAAUGGGAAUUCAGAACAAAAAUCAUAGCUUCUAAACUAGUAAAUUUUCGAAUUUCGUAUUCUUGAUUUCCGUCGUAUUUCUGGCAUCAUUUUCCACAAUAAAUUAGUAAUAGAUUUGUAAAAAUGAUGGAUAGUGUUAUAAUCUACGUUUCUUUAUUAACAUUUUGGGAUAUAAAAUAACAAUUCGACUUUAGUCCGUUGCUGGACACACUGCGCAGGAGCGUGAAGAGGUUAGUUCUAUUUUCGUUUUUCACGUAAGCUCAGAGGUUUGGAGAAGCUUUUCGAGUCGAUCCCUAAACCGGAAGGUGCGAUACCAAAUUUCGGUCUGCCAAAAUGGAAGGUGAUGCCGUUAGAAUCGAAGAUACCGAUGGUACCCGGGCCGGAAGGCGCUUACAAUUUCACGCGACGUAAAGUUGGGAAGGAAUUAUGGAUCCCCGCGAAGGACGCGGAAUUUAACUUGAGCGAUCCGUACUCGUACGAAAUGGAGCUGACGUACGAUUCCCUCCACGAUAGACACUUGGUCCCUUACUUCUCUAGGCCGAAUAAUAUCAAACAUUUGAUCAAAGCCGGACUUGUCACGAGGAGUUUAGACGCGAAGUGCUCGUUGCGCGAUUACAAUAUGUACAGAAAGUAUUUACGGAGACUGCACUGCGACAGUAUAAAAAAAGAGUUAAACAGAAGAUCGAAAUGGUCCACCGAGGAAAGGGCUAUUCAAUACGCCCAGGAACAGGCGGAAAAGGAAGUGAAAAGACUUACAGAGAGAGAAAAGUUAAUGAAAUUGAGGACGGCGAUCAUCAGGAGUCAAAAGAUUGCAGAGAAGCUCAAACUUCAAAGGCAGAAAGAGAAACAGGAAAAGAUAGAGGAAAGGUUGCACGCGUUGUUACUGAGGAAACAAGAAGCUCAGAACUUGCAACGAGUCGAGAGUAAGAAACGCGCCGAGCAAAUUCAACAGAAACAAAAAGCAGCAGCAGAUCGCGAACGGCACAAAAUAAUACAGACGCUGUUAGAAUGGAGACGAAAGGAACAGAUACGUAAGAGAACUAGGGAUACGCGACUGGCGCACGAACGGGAAGAGAAACGAAAAAUGGUGGAACAAAAGUGGGAGGAAAGGCAAGAAUUUCAGAGAGGACAGAUCGAGAAAGAGCAGUUUUUGCUGCAAUGUAUAGAGGAUCGACGUAAAGACUUCAUAGAAGCGUAUAAUAAUAAAGUAAAUAGGGAAGCAAAGAGAAUGGAAAAACUCUUACAAGACGUGAAAAUGUUCCUAAGGUGUUAUUUGGCUAGGCGGUACGCGGGUAGGGAACGAAUUUGCUGUAAGAAAGAUUUUGACGAUGACGACGAUAUGGUAUUCUAUCUGAACAUUCGAUGCACAAGUAUUUUUUAAUAAAAAUCCAUUUAAUUGAUUGAAAUUAAUGCCGUGAAUCGUGUAGGAUCCAAUAUCAUUUGUGAAACCUGAUAAAAAAGGUCGUGCGUCUAAGCUUAGGCAUACUUAUACGAGUCCAAUCAAACAUGAUAAAGAUAAGGAUAAAAGAGCUUCUAAAGUGUUUCAACAAGAUGAUAAAGUAUGUAAUCAAAUAUAGAUAACUUGAUAGGAAUUUCAUCCUUUGGAGCAGUGUUUUCCAAACCACAGGGCAUUGUUCCAUGGGGGAGGGGAUGCCUUCUAAAAUGUUUGGAAAUCAUUGCUUCAAAAAAUGCACUGAUCUAACAAGAAAAUAUCACAGAGAAAGAAAAGAAAACUAAAAGCGAGUAAGGGUACAAAAACUAAAGCAAAGAAGGUAGCAAACGAAGUAGAAGGAGAAAUAAAAAUAAAAGAUCUUAGGGUAAAGAAAAAGAAACGAUUUGCUGUUGGCAAAGGUGGUAAAAGAAAAAGGGCGGGCAGAAGGAGAAGAAGACGGUUGAAGAAGAAAUUGGAGGAAGAAGAGAAAUCUGAAUUUGAAGGACUAGGAGAAUCUAUGUCUACCAUGAAAACAGAAACCUCCGAUGUGACAAGAUCUUCUACACCUACAGAAAAGUGCAGAUGUCAAGUAAUUAAAGACACCAUGAAGGCUACUACAACAUAACAUCAUCGAACAAUGCAAAAACCCUCUUAAUAGCAGCACACAACGCAAAAUAUCCAGUUUGGCCGUCUACAGUCCACUUGGAGGAAUCCUUCUUACUCCAAAAUGAGUAAUUUAAUGUGUCUAAAACAAAUAUCCAAUCAACAGCUUUUGGAUCGUCCGG